Messenger RNA from Spizellomyces punctatus DAOM BR117, 905 nucleotides. RefSeq lists its product as uncharacterized. The transcript has a single exon. NCBI's taxonomy places the organism in Eukaryota, Fungi, Chytridiomycota, Chytridiomycetes, Spizellomycetales, Spizellomycetaceae. The coding region runs from base 489 to 839 and encodes 116 amino acids. The record is from RefSeq and is a predicted model, not a curated record.
CUAACCGCGUUCAACGCGCGUUCCCACCAACCCUACUCAUCACCAAAUUUCCCACGGAUGGACUUUCCCGCAACACCAUUCUUCACCACCUCCGUCGUCCGCAGUUUAACCUGACUUGGCACUUGCUGUACCAACAUCUGGCUCGCGCAUCCGCUCUCCACCGCGUCAAGCAAAGACACAGUAAGGUGAGUUUUCGGGGUUCCCAAAUCAUGCGAUGUUGCUGUUUGGAAAGGGUGGUUCCCAGAGUCACGCUGCACCCUGACGGGUUGGGCAUUUGGUUAGCCCCGAAUCGUGUACCAUCGGCCCCAGCCGCUCUUUUUUUCCAUUUGAAUUGGUUUUGAGAAAGAGUCUGCACCAAUUAUGGUUAUCGGACCUGCGUGACAGGUCCCAAACCUGCGGGUUCCUGACUUCGGUCGGCUUAAGCAGAGUAGGCAGCCCUGUCCCUUUACGAUUCCAGUUGAGUACCUGGGCGAAAUGUCCACGGGGUCAUGAAUUUGACGUUCCGCAAUGAAAAGGCAGCAACGUCCAGUGUCAAAUCGGGUGCAUCAACAUCGACAUUACUUUUGGACGUAUACGACCACCUUUUUGUCCUCUUUUUCCUUGUAUGUUCAUGCUGCCCUCCUACGCCAUCGGUUUCACCUUUUUCCUCGGCGUUUGUUUUCUGCGAGAACCGCGGCUUUUUUUUACGUUUUGAAUCCCUUCUACCCCCUUUUUUGGGCUCUUCGUGGCGUCUUUUUCCGUCAUCGUCUGAACGAUUUUCCUCGGCGUUCAUUUCCUGCGAGACCGAAUUCCCCCCUCUCCCGCCGGUGACACUCUUGGACCCUAAAGCCUUAAUCUAGAUAUUAUAAUAAAAUGUUAAGCUGUGUAUGUUUUCUUACGAAUAUAAGUGGAUGCAUCAUCAGAAA